AUUUCUUCUUUGUUACCAAAGAGAAAAGAUGAUUAUGGGAUCUUCAAGUAGAAAAAGGGAAAUUAUAGAAGAUUUCUCAAUAAUAGGAGGAUUAAUAGGGGUACAAUUCAUGUAUGCUGGAAAUUCAGUGGUUUCAAGUUAUCUUAUGUUGUUAGGUUUCAAACCUUCAUCUCUCAUUAUCUUGUCUUCAUUGGCUACUUUUCUCAUCCUUUGUCCCUUUUCUUUCAUAUUUGAAAGGAGUCAAUGGCCCAGGCAAAUGAGUUUAAAGUUAUUGAUUCAAUUAUUUCUAAUUUCAUUUGGAGGGGUCACAUUAUUCCAAUCUUUGUUCAUGGAGGGAAUCAAAUUUACUUCACCUUCAAUGGCAACAGCUAUGCCAAAUCUUGCACCAGGACUCAUCUUUCUCAUUGCUUGGGCUUUUGGAUUAGAGAAAGUGGAGCUAAGAUGCAAAUACAGCAGAGCUAAAAUAGCAGGAACAUUAAUGUGUGUUACAGGGGCAAUACUUAUGAGCCUAAUGCAAAAUACAACAAAUAGUCAAAUAAAUUUGCCAUCUUCACCUCCACAUCACAAAUACAACUAUUUCGAUUCAGAAAAGAUCAAAGGUUCAUUGUAUCUCAUGGCAGCUAUACUCGUGUUAUCGAGCAAUAUAGUCUUACAGGCAGCAACAUUAGGUGAUUUUCCAGCACCAAUCUCUUUAUGUGCUAUAACAUCACUUAUAGGCAUGAUAUUGACUGUAUUUGUACAAUUAAUUCAACAUGGAUCGAUGGAAAUUGGAUUGCCCCUCUUAAGUAUCCGCGACUUAAUUGGCUACUCGUUAUUGGCAGGUAUUGUUAGUGGAGCAUGUGUAAGUUUCAAUAAUUGGGCAAUGAAGAAAAGAGGGCCAGUUUUGGUCUCUGUUUUUAGCCCUGUUGGAACUUUGUUAACUGUAGUUCUUUCUGCUGUAACCUUAAGAGACACAAUUACUACAGGAAGCCUUGCUGGUAUGUUUCUAAUGUUUACGGGUCUAUAUUUCGUGUUAUGGGCGAAAAGGAAUGAAGGAUUUCUAAAUAAUAACAUGACGAAUUCAUCAUCAGAAAUAGCACGACGGAAUAUAGCCAAUCCUAACUUGUAUGGGACCGAGGUGUAGUUGUUGUUAUAGUAAGCAUGACGGAAUGUGCAUUGUCACCAUUAUAUUGAUGUAUCUCUGUUCUUGUA
Solanum verrucosum is the source of this 1191-nucleotide messenger RNA. RefSeq names its product WAT1-related protein At5g47470-like. The record is from RefSeq and is a predicted model, not a curated record. Bases 29 to 1123 code for a protein of 364 amino acids. NCBI's taxonomy places the organism in Eukaryota, Viridiplantae, Streptophyta, Magnoliopsida, Solanales, Solanaceae. Gene Ontology annotation, molecular function: transmembrane transporter activity. The transcript has 8 exons. Gene Ontology annotation, cellular component: plasma membrane.